UGCUUUGAGCUGUGGUCAUGCUCGUUACAGUGCAGACUUCACCCUUAUCUCUUCUUUACUACACUCCACCCACAACCACCCUCCUUUUUCGUCCCUUUGGUUGCUUUUGUCUCCCUUCCUCACUCUUUUGCUAACCUGCCUUCGGCUUGCUUCCCGCGUCGAAACUGCAGCGAGAGAGAGAGAGAGAGAGAGAGAGAGAGACAGAUGCUUCGUAAGAGCUCCAUUUGCCCACCACCUCCCUCCGUUUUCCUCGUUUUCUCAUGCGUACAAGACAUCUACAAGCCGGACACACUUCCUCUUCCCUUCACCUCUCUCUUGACAUCCCCUGUCUUCCGCAUUGCUCUUCUUGUGGCACGUCUCACCUUCUCGCAUUGCUCUGCCUCUCUCUCUUUCCCGAUCUGAACACCUCGAGGAUCCAUAAAGUUCCGAUCUUUUCUGGUUUAGUCCUAUAAAACAUCCAUAAGCAAACUUCUCCUUCGUCUCUUCUCGUCUAACUUGUCUCCUAGCGGAGAAAUAUUUGAUUUUUGCUGUUCUUCCUCUCCCUUUGCAUCCUUUUCCUCCACAAAAACUUGGUAAAGCUUCACUUUUUCUCCUCGAUUUCUUCUCAUCAUCGGUUAUACUCCCCAAAGAUUUCCUUUUUCCUUCUUUUUGAGAGAUUUUUCAUCAUCGCGAAAAUCUCUCCUUUCCUUCAAGUUUGAUGGGCGCUCACCACAGCAAGAGGCCCGACACGCCGCCGGUCCUAUUAGAGGACGGCGGCGACGCCUCGGCGGCUGCCGCGGGUGACAGAGGGGUCCAGGCCGACAUCCGGUACGUGGCAGAACUCAGCUCGUACGAGGCCGCCUGCCGCCUCGAUCCCGAGCUCCAGACCUUCGACUCGACGCUCCAGCGGCGCACCAGCCGCGUCAUCUCCUCCCUCGCUCUCGGAGUUGAGGUCCGCUCCCUCUCCCUCGACUCCCUCCGCGAGAUCACCGGCUGCCUGCUCGAGAUGAACCAUGAGGUGGUGAAGGUCAUCCUGGAGUGCAAGCGCGACAUCUGGAAGAGCCCCGAUCUCUUCGACCUCGUCGAGGACUACUUCGACAACAGCCUGCAGACGCUCGACUUCUGCGCCGCCCUCGAGAAGUGCCUCAAGAAAGCCCGCGAUACCCAACUCAUCAUCCACGUGGCCCUGCAACGCUUCGCCGAGGAGGAGGAGGAGGAAGACGACAAUAAGAAGUACUCAAGGACAUUGGAGGAGUUAAGGCUCUUCAAGGCGGCCGGCGAUCCAUUCACCGAAGAGUUCUUCCGGGUCUUCCAGUCCGUCUACAAGCAGCAGCUGCUGAUGCUGGAGAAGCUGCAGCUGAGGAAGAACAAGCUCGACAAGAAGCUGAAGUCCAUCAAGGCAUGGCGGACACUCUCGAGCAUAAUCUUCGCCGCCACCUUCGCCGCAGUCAUCAUCUGCUCCGUGGUGGCAGCCGCAGUAGCUGCACCGCCAGUGGCUGCGGCGCUGGCUGCGGCGGCGUCGAUCCCGAUCGGGUCGAUGGGGAAAUGGAUCGACUCGUUGCUGAACGACUAUCAGAACGCCUUGAAAGGGCAGAAGGAGGUGCUGAGCUCGAUGCAAGUAGGAACCUUUAUCGCCAUAAAGGACAUGGAUAGCAUUCGGGUGCUCAUCGACAAGCUGGAAAUGGGGAUUACCUCGCUGUUGGACGAUGCUGAAUUCGCCAUCAAGGACGUGGGGGCAGUGAAACUUGGGAUUGAGGAGAUCAGGAAGAAGAUGGAGGUGUUCAUGAAGAGCGUGGAGGAUUUGGGAGAGCAGGCUGAUAGAUGCAGCAGGGACAUUAGGAGAGCCAGGACUGUGGUGCUGCAGAGGAUUAUUAGGAACCCAGAAUGAAAAAGAGGAGGCAUGAAUCAAUGUAGGUGAACUCUAUGUGAUGUCCUCCUUCCAAAACCAGGAUUUGGAGCUACAUUUUCUUCUUAGGUUUUGUCAUGUUCUUCAUCAGAUUGUAGUCAGUUUUGUUGCUAUGUGGAAAAUCUGCAUUCCCACCGCAAUAAAGCUUCAUUGCUUGGACUCCUCCAAAAGAUGGUAUUUGCUUUUUUUAA
This is a messenger RNA of Musa acuminata AAA Group (dessert banana), 2076 nucleotides long. RefSeq names its product UPF0496 protein 1-like. The transcript has a single exon. NCBI's taxonomy places the organism in Eukaryota, Viridiplantae, Streptophyta, Magnoliopsida, Zingiberales, Musaceae. Bases 698 to 1867 code for a protein of 389 amino acids. The record is from RefSeq and is a predicted model, not a curated record.